Molecule: messenger RNA, 3260 nt
Organism: Diaporthe batatas
Lineage: Eukaryota; Fungi; Ascomycota; Sordariomycetes; Diaporthales; Diaporthaceae
Exons: 7
Coding region: 1084-2499 (471 amino acids)
Source: RefSeq, a predicted model, not a curated record
UCUGCUGCUGGGCAAUAAUAAUAAUAAAGAGGCAGGAGGGAGAACAACAGGGGAGCAGGGGCAGAGAGAGGUGCGCGACACAAGAAGAGAGAGACUUAUUUAGAGCCAGGCAUCAAGUCUCCUGGUCUCCUACAUGUCAGUCUCCUGGCCUGCCUCUCAUUAGGUACUCCGUAGCUGCCGUUCGUUGGCCCUACGCAUCUGGCGCCUGUCAAAUGCCCAUUACCACUACCCUCCCCUACGCCAUCUAAACCGAUGUCUGUCUGUCUGUCUGUCUGACUGACCUCCAGGCUGAGCAUCUGCGACCUGCGACCUGCGACCUGCCCGCACACCCACACCCACACCCACCCACACACUGAGUGGCUGCACGCUGCACGUUCAACCUCACACUCGCACCCGCUCUCACGUCCACGCUUACAACUCACGGCCCUCUUUCUGCCUGCCUUGCCGUGCUCGCGGUACGCUCUGCUGCAUAUCACCAGCCCGACCAGCCCGACCAGCCUGAGGGUGGCCGACAGUGUCACCUCCGCCUUCGCCUUUGUCUCCGCGCGCCAUUUCGCAACAGUGAUUUGAUUGUACCGCACAAUCCCGUCAUGCAGCGCGCCGAGUAACCCACCCCAUCUGUCAGCGACCCUGCGACCCUGGGCCCCAACUCCAAAGCCUUGUUCAAGCUCUCGCGCCGCCACCUGCGCGGUUCCUUUUAUGUCGCCGCCGGACCGCACUGGUCCACACGCUACACUGCACUUGUGCCUCCCUCGGCACUGGUACUGGUGCUCUGAUCCCGCAGCUGUCUCGUGGGCACAGCUCCCGAUUUUGAAGACCUUGACUCUUGUGUAAUCAUCGUCUCAUACGCGCGCCGUCAACCACAUCCCAGACACUGACUGAACCCCCCACCCACCUCGCCCGCUCCCAACACGACGCUCUCACACUCCCGCACGAGACGAUACACAUUUGGGCCCUCCACUUGCCUCCCUCCUAGCCAGCCAUCGUCUCUUGCCACCGGCCUCGUCCUUCCGUGCAUUACUCCGACUGCGACGGCCGCCUUGGUCGCCAGAACUCCUGCGCCGAGGGUCGAGGGCAUCCACCAUGGCCUCGUUCACAAGAACGCCCAACGGCUCGGUGCCUCCCAGCUACGCUCACCAGCUGCCAGCCCCCUCUCAUCAGCACGGCAGCAGCUACCACCGGCCACAGCCGCUGCCGUCAAUGGCACCUCCGAGCAACGGCAGUCCCUCGUACGGUGGCGCGCCCGGCUACAGUCAGCCGCAACAAUCUUAUCAACAUCACCCAUCGCCCUACCAAAACCAGCCGCCUCACCACCAGCAGCAACAGCCACAGCAAAACCAGCAACAGCCUCCCCAGCAUCAACAGCAGCCAUACCAGCAGCCACCCCCGCCAUCUGCUCACCAGCACCAGCACCAGCACCAGCAGCAACAGAACGCCCACUCGAGCCCCGCCUCCACCUCACCUAUCCAGCAGCAACCCCCGCCCACGGCUGGCGAGGUGGGCACCACCAGGUUAGAGGCCGUUUCCACAGUGGUUGGAAACCGCAGAUAUGCUCUCGAGGUGGAACAACAACCCAUCCGCGCCCGCAUGUGUGGCUUCGGUGACAAGGACCGGAGACCACUUACACCACCACCAGCUCUCAGACUGGUCGUCACAGAUGUCCAAACCGGCCGAGAGGUCGAUGUCAACUCCAUCGACUUCGCGCAAUAUGUUGUGACCGUCGACCUCUGGGACGAAUCAGGCACGCGGGAGGUGAACCUUGUCAGAAGUACGACCGCCACUCCUGCGAUAUCAUCCACGAUCCACGAGUCUUUCAACAACAUUGAGACCAUGCCGUACCGGGCGGCAGCUAACAUCGCCCCUUAUCCCGCCCCUCAUCCCAGCCAAAUGACUCUGUACAGCCAGCAGCACCAAACACCCGUCAACCCCUAUGCUCCUAACCAGUAUAACCCAGUGCAAUCUUAUCAGCAGCCACCCGCAUCUAAUGGAUUCGGCCAGCCCGGCUACGGGUAUUCUAAUGAGUUUGCACCCAUGUACCGGCCUCCUCAGGUCUUCGAGCCUGGUAUGGGUGGCGGCCAAAGAUUAUCGAUUGGAGGAGCGCCUGGCUCGAGCAUUCAGGGCAUGUUUACCAGGAACCUGAUCGGGAACUGUGCGGGCAGCGCCUUUAGGCUACACGACACCAAGGAAAGAAUUGGAAUCUGGUUCGUCAUGCAGGACUUGAGUGUCAGGACCGAGGGCUCCUUCAGGCUCCGAUUCUCCUUUGUCGACGUCAAACCGACGGCCAACCAAAAGGACGAUGUCCCUGUGAAGAGUGGCAGGGCGCCGAUCUUGGCUUCAGUGUUCAGCGACGUCUUCCAGGUGUACUCGGCCAAGAAAUUUCCAGGUGUAUGUGACAGCACGGAUCUCAGCAAGUGUUUCGCGACCCAGGGUAUCAAGAUUCCAAUCAGGAAGGAAGGUGGCAAAGGGGGUGGAGGUGAUGACGACGACGACGACGAGUAGUCGUCGCCCGCAUCACCCACCUAGUCGUCCCAGAAAGGGGUAUUAGCCCCUCAAGAGAGUUCUGUAUCAGUCCUUAGAUACUGUGCCGAGACCGAGAGGGCGGCUCACUUGUCUUGGUCUACCCUCUCUCGGUCUUGUCCCAGUUCUAGGAUCUGGUCUCGGGGCGCUCGAAAGAUCCUCACCAACUUACCAACUGGAUACCAUUAAUGUGAGAGCUCUACGCCGAUUUGCAUCAACCUUUGUCCGAAUUCCACCAGGGCGAUAGGCUCUAUCUACCCUUGCACGGGGCGGAUUCGACCACCCGAAUGCUGGGUACAUGCGUGCUGGUCUCUUGGAGUGUAAGCACCUGUUUUCGGUGCAAGGAUUGGCGAAGAAAAUCGGGAAACAUUUUGCAUUGCUCUAGGAGUCAUUGGAGACAGUCAGCUAAAUUUCAACGCUAAUCUUCAACAAUGCUCUGUCUCGGUACGGACGAGACGUGCGGCUGCUACAAGUCUCCAAACACAGUUGAUGGCUUUAGGGACGAGUGAUGCCGGCAUCUUGGCCGUUUUCUAUGAAGCCAAUCUCAGGAGACCAAGCGGCUUAGGCUGAUCCACGGUUCCAAGAGGGAAUGAAUCAGCGUGAAUGUAAGAGAAGACACAAGCAGCGAUUAGCACAGUGUCAAUUAAUAUAGACGUCAUGUGAUGCGAUUCCGUCCUUGGGAUAGGCCAUGGAGUAUUAUAGAGAGAAAUACUUGGGAAUAAGAGAGUUCUUUUGCACACCUG